GGGUGACCAGUGGGGGCCCGGGAACGCCCAGCAAGGCUGGAGUGCUCAGACACCUUCCAGGCCUUAGUUUCCCCUUCCGUAGAGGGAGGGCAAGCAGCUGACCACCCUGGCGUCCAGACUCUGCCAGACUGCCCAGGGAAGAUGCCCGUGUUCGAAGACACCUCUGGAAGAGAGUCCCGCGGGCGGCCCCCUCCUCUUCCUACUCUGCCCCUCCCCCUCCCCUGCUCUCCGGCCCCCGCCCCCGCCCCGCCUCCGCCUCCGGUGUGCGAUGGGGGGCGGGCAGCGGGCUGAGCCAAGAGCAGCGGAGCUGGGCCGACGCUGCCACCUGAUCCCAUCCAAGCGCGGAGAGGCCAGCGAGCGACCAGCACUCUGCGCGCUGGGCCCCCAGCGCCCUCGGACCCUCAGCGGAUUUCGCCGCAAGGUCUGGGGAGAUAGCGGCGACCCCCCUCCACGCGGGUCCCGGCAGAGUCCGGUCAGCGCCUCACAGGAACACUGGCCCUGCUACCGGAGCCCCAGGAGCCCCCAUGAGUGCCGGCGAAGGGAGUCCUGGAUAGUGAGGCCCUGGCUGAUCCAGGGGUACCCCAAGCUGUUCCCUCUGAGCUGCCCGCCUCUGCAGGACUCUCCGCCGCGCCCCAAGCACAUGACCGUGGCCUUCCUGAAGACGCACAAGACUGCGGGCACGACGGUGCAGAACAUCCUGUUCCGUUUCGCCGAGCGCCACAACCUGACGGUAGCCCUGCCGCACCCGAGCUGCGAGCAUCAGUUUUGCUACCCGCGUAACUUCUCGGCGCACUUCGUGCACCCGGCCACGCGGCCGCCGCACGUGCUGGCCAGCCACCUGCGCUUCGACCGCGCGGAGCUGCAGCGCCUCAUGCCGCCGGGCACCGUCUACGUCACCAUCCUGCGCGAGCCGGCCGCCAUGUUCGAGUCGCUCUUCAGCUACUACAACCAGUACUGCCCCGCCUUCCGGCGCGUGCCCAACGCGUCGCUCGAGGCCUUCCUGCGCGCGCCCGAGGCCUACUACCGCGCGGGCGAGCACUUCGCCAUGUUCGCGCACAACACCCUGGCCUACGACCUGGGCGGCGACAACGAGCGCAGCCCCCGCGACGACGCCGCCUACCUGGCGGGCCUCAUCCGCCAGGUGGAGGAGGUCUUCUCGCUCGUCAUGAUCGCCGAGUACUUCGACGAGUCGCUCGUGCUGCUGCGGCGCCUGCUGGCCUGGGACCUGGACGACGUGCUCUACGCCAGGCUCAACGCGCGCGCCGCCAGCUCGCGCCUCGCCGCCAUCCCCGCGGCGCUCGCGCGGGCUGCGCGCGCCUGGAACGCGCUCGACGCCGGCCUCUACGACCACUUCAACGCCACCUUCUGGCGCCGCGUGGCGAGUGCUGGCCGCGCCUGCGUGGAGCGCGAGGCGCGCGAGUUGCGCGAGGCCCGAGAGCGCCUGCUGCGGCGUUGCUUUGGCGACGAGCCGGUGUUGCGGCCCGCGGCCCAGAUCCGCACCAAGCAGCUGCAGCCGUGGCAGCCCAGCCGCAAGGUGGACAUCAUGGGCUACGACCUGCCCAGCGGCCGUGCCGGUCCAGCCACCGAGGCCUGCCUCAAGCUGGCCAUGCCUGAGGUGCAGUACUCAAGCUACCUACUGCGCAAGCAGAAGCGCCGAGGAGGCAUGCGCCUCCGGCCCGAACCGGUCCUAGACAACCCCCCUCCUCGGCCCAUCCGGGCGCUGCGCCCAGGCCACUGAGCUCCGGGUGGGAAUCUGGCUCCUGACCUGCCCACCAGGCUCUUUCCUAGGGCUGCCUCCGGGUCCCACCGCCUCAGGGCCCUUUCUCCCGAGAGGGGCUGCAGCAGUAAGUGGAGGCGCAUCUCCCUGUUUGAGCCCAGCUCCCAGGAAGGUGUAGGCCCAAUCGAACCCCGGGCCACUCUCUCAUUUGUCCUAACUGGUUGGUGGCUUUGCCAAGAGAUUUGAGGCCCAUUCAGAACUGCCCACCCUGCCUCCUUAAGGGGAUUGAGGACCCCCACACACACACACUUAUCUUUUCCAAAUGGAUGAGUCCAUGCCACAGAGAGGGGCUGAGCUCUGGGAAAGGCUACUCCGCCUGUCACCCUCCCCGGGUCUUGCUCUUCCUGCUAGGGGUCAGGACCCCACACUGUCUGUCUUCCAGGUUCCACCCUCCUAACAGACCUAAGCUGCUCCCAGACCCCCAGAACCCAAAGUUCUUGGGGUGGGCCUUUUGUUUGUUUGGUUUUCCUUUUUUAAAUAAAAUAUUUUAAAAUGUG
This is a messenger RNA of Bubalus bubalis (water buffalo), 2274 nucleotides long. RefSeq names its product galactose-3-O-sulfotransferase 3 (gene GAL3ST3). The record is from RefSeq and is a predicted model, not a curated record. Gene Ontology annotation, biological process: glycolipid biosynthetic process. Lineage: Eukaryota; Metazoa; Chordata; Mammalia; Artiodactyla; Bovidae. The coding region runs from base 269 to 1738 and encodes 489 amino acids. Gene Ontology annotation, molecular function: galactosylceramide sulfotransferase activity. Gene Ontology annotation, cellular component: membrane. The transcript is spliced from 3 exons.